AACCGAUCGCAGCGCUCGAGGCAGCCACACGCCUUCUUCAGUCUUCAGACUGGGAUAGACCGCUCCACUAGCCUGACGACGGAUAGGACACACGAGCUGCAGCAGCCGCGCCGCAGGCUGCGAGAGCAAUGGAAGCUGCAGGGGCGGAGAAGGAUGCCAACCCGAGCAUGAGCAAGCCGGCGGAUGCGACUGCCACCGGCGUCUUCGGCGAGGAGCAGGAGGCGCUCGUGCUGGGCGCGUGGAACGCCAUGAAGGGCGACUCGGCGUCGCUUGCGCUCAAGUUCUUCCUGAGGAUUUUUGAGAUCGCGCCGGGCGCCAAGCAGAUGUUCUCCUUCCUGCGCGACGCCGUCGACGCGCCCCUGGAGAACCACCCCAAGCUCAAGGCGCACGCCGUGAGCGUCUUCGUCAUGGCUUGCGAGUCCGCGACGCAGCUGAGGAACACCGGCGACGUGAAGGUCAGGGAGGCGGCCCUGAAGCGGCUGGGCGCGACGCACGUCAAGGCCGGCGUCGCCGACGCGCACUUUGAGGUGGUGAAGACGGCGCUGCUGGACACCAUCCGUGACGCGGUCCCGGACAUGUGGACGCCGGAGAUGAAGGCGGCGUGGGAGGAGGCCUAUGACCAGCUGGCCGCCGCCAUCAAGGAGGAGAUGAAGAACGCCGCCGCCGCUUGAGCUCAUCGUUAGCAUAACACACACGCGCACCCUGCUGCGUAAAGACCCGCGCUGAUGGGGAGAGCUUUGAACUGCCACCACCACUGUUGCCAAGCUGUUGCUACUACGUACUUCUGUAUUCUGUUUGUCAACCAUGUCGUUGGUGAAUAAACCUUUAAUUAUACUACAACAGAACCCGUUUGCACGGCAA
This is a messenger RNA of Setaria italica (foxtail millet), 861 nucleotides long. Its product is annotated as non-symbiotic hemoglobin. The coding region runs from base 129 to 671 and encodes 180 amino acids. The transcript has 4 exons. Gene Ontology annotation, molecular function: oxygen binding; heme binding. The record is from RefSeq and is a predicted model, not a curated record. Lineage: Eukaryota; Viridiplantae; Streptophyta; Magnoliopsida; Poales; Poaceae.